Molecule: messenger RNA, 775 nt
Organism: Fukomys damarensis (Damara mole-rat)
Lineage: Eukaryota; Metazoa; Chordata; Mammalia; Rodentia; Bathyergidae
Product: putative methyl-CpG-binding domain protein 3-like 5
Exons: 3
Coding region: 41-775 (244 amino acids)
Source: RefSeq, a predicted model, not a curated record
AUACAAGGCAGGCGGCGGAACCACUGAGACGGGGAACCGAAUGAAGACCACUGUGUCUUCCAGAAAGCCACAGCCUGUCUGUACCUCAGAGAUGGAGCCAGAAAAGAAAAACCCAGCAACCAUGGGGGAGCCUGAAACACUCUCGAUUCCAAGCCAGCCUUUUGUGGGUAAGCUCAGAAGAAGCAUGCUACCUCCAGAUCUGCAGAAGAAACAAGCUCGUGCCAAGCCCAGGUCUGCCGUGAGCUGUGCCCUCCCCAUGCAACUGCCCAGCUGCAUCUUCCCCAGCCCGGUGACUCUCAUCACCGCACACCCUGGCAAUGAGGUCAGGUACGGGCCCCACGAGGAGAAGCUGCAGAAGCCCCAGCAGCUGUGUGCAAGCUGGAGGCUGCAGGCACUCAAGCAACAAGGCACCGAAGAAAAACGUUUAAGGCGACUGCAUUUCACAAACGCCUUCCAAAUCCUGACUUCAGGAAGUCAAGGCAGAUCCCGGGGUCAGGCUGCUGCUGAGAGCUCAGGGCCCAGCCCUGGCCUGUCUCCCUUCUGGAAAGAGAUGAUCCUGGAAGCUUGUCAUCUCGUCUCUCCCUCUUACAACCAGCAGGUCACUGCGGCAGACGUCCAGAGACAGGCUCGGAAAGUGAAGAGAGCCAGGGAGAGACUGGCCAAGGCCUUGAGGGCAGACAGCCUGGCCAGGGAGGCAGAGAGGCUGAGCGGCCAGGAGGAGAGGGCUGAAACCCAGAUGGACACAGGAGCAGGAACUGGAGACUCCCAGGUGUGA